Molecule: messenger RNA, 1785 nt
Organism: Ipomoea nil (Japanese morning glory)
Lineage: Eukaryota; Viridiplantae; Streptophyta; Magnoliopsida; Solanales; Convolvulaceae
Product: dihydroorotase, mitochondrial
Exons: 10
Coding region: 409-1542 (377 amino acids)
Biological process (GO): pyrimidine nucleotide biosynthetic process; 'de novo' pyrimidine nucleobase biosynthetic process
Cellular component (GO): chloroplast; cytoplasm
Molecular function (GO): dihydroorotase activity
Source: RefSeq, a predicted model, not a curated record
GUAGAUCUACUCAUGUAUCAUCGUUCCAAUAUUUUGGAUUCGCCGGAGAGAAUGUCUGAUAAAAUCUACUCCGUAUAACUUUUCUUGUGCUUGCUUGGAUGAGUAAUACUCAGAAGUUAAUGAAAGCUACAGACUUGGGAGUUUUUAAUCUUUCCAAUAUGAUCUGAAGUUCAGAUUUCAAGACAAAAAAAUUCAGAUUUCAGACCGCCAUUUAAAAAAAAAAAAAAUCAGACUUUAGCCUCCAGUGAAAUCAGCAGCAUCCGGCAGCUCCGGCGCUCCGCAGACCGUAGCGACUACCGGCAGCCCUCUGCUCCGCCUUAGACCCUCCGUCGUCCGGCAGUAGCAGUAACUGUGGACAGUUAAACUUCUUAGUUUUGAGGAGAAUGGUUCUUGUUUUUUAGCUUCCAUAUGAUGAAGGCCAUAUCGCUUCCUUGCAAGGCAUUGACUUUUCCAGUUUCUAAAUUUAGUGGGCAAAAUCAGAGGAAAGCAAAUAGAGUGAGAAUGGAGCUCUCAAUUACACAACCUGAUGAUUGGCAUCUUCAUCUCCGUGAUGGUGACCUUCUUGAAGCGGUUGUCUCUCACAGUGCACGUAACUUCGGGAGGGCAAUCAUCAUGCCAAAUCUGAAGCCUCCUGUCACCACCACUGCUGCAGCUGUUGCAUACCGGGAUUCCAUCUUAAAAGCAUUGCCUCCUAAUUCUAAUUUUAUGCCCCUUAUGACACUAUAUUUGACAGAUACAACAAGUCCUCUUGAAAUUAAACAAGCCAGGCAAAGUGGAGUAGUAUAUGCUGUAAAACUUUAUCCUGCUGGUGCUACAACAAAUUCUCAGGAUGGUGUCACUGAUCUUUUUGGAAAAUGUUUGCCAGUUCUCGAGGAAAUGGUUGAGCAAAAUAUGCCUCUUCUGGUCCAUGGAGAGGUAACUAGCCCAGAGGUUGAUGUAUUUGAUCGAGAAAAGGUAUUCAUUGAGACAGUUUUAGGCCCUUUGGUUCAGAGACUUCCACAGUUGAAGAUUGUGAUGGAGCACGUCACCACCUCGGAUGCUGUGAAGUUUGUAGAAUCUUGCCGUGAAGGAUCUGUUGCAGCCACUGUCACUCCACAACAUCUUGUUCUAAACAGGAAUUCUUUGUUCCAAGGGGGACUGCAGCCACACAAUUAUUGUCUUCCCGUACUUAAAAGAGAGAUCCAUAGACAAGCUAUUGUCUCAGCGGUGACGAGUGGCAGCAAACGAUUUUUCCUCGGAACUGAUAGCGCCCCGCAUGAUCGAAAGAAGAAAGAAUGUCCAUGUGGAUGCGCUGGUAUUUACAACUCUACCGUAGCCUUGUCAGUGUACGCAAAGGUUUUCGAGGAGGCUGGUGCCCUCGACAAGCUAGAAGCAUUUACAAGCUUUAACGGACCAGAUUUCUAUGGCCUCCCGAGGAACACAACCAAAAUUAAACUGACUAAAACUCCAUGGAAGGUACCAAAAUCGUAUCCUUAUGCAUCUGGUGACGUGAUCCCCAUGUUUGCCGGUGAAACAUUGGACUGGCAGCCAUUCUCUCUAUAAGCAUAUUAGAAACAUUUUCAGAAUAAGGAUGUUGGCAUAUGAUGUUGGAACAUCAUAAUAAAACCAACAAACAACCUUAAUUAGCUACUGCAGAAGGGAUGAUAAUCUUAUUCUGUGCAUUGGAUGCCAACUUGUAAACAGCUUUUUAGUUAACAAUUAAGUUGAAAUUUACGCCUCGAUUAUCUGCGUCUUAUGAUGUUAAACCUCUUAAUUAAGAAGAAAUAUUAGUAUUUUUGUUUACAA